AAAAAAAUAGGUGGUAGGCUGAUAAAGUGCUGUUUGGCGUUCACGUUUAUCACUACACGUAGCUUAAAGUGCAGCAGCUCCUUCUUGGGGCAGUCAACAAGGCCGGAAUAAGCUCCAGAGAUGGUGAGACGGAGCGGAGUGCUGCUGAAAAGCGCCGCCGCCGGAAUAAACUCUAGACUGGCGGAGAUUCUCGUCUGCCCUCUCACCAAACAGCCGUUAAGGAUGUGCGAGAAAACAAAUUCACUCGUAAGCGAUUCUAUCGGCGUUUCUUACCCGAUUGUGGAUGGGAUUCCUCGCCUCGUUCCCGCCGACGGAAAAAUGCUCCAUUCCGAUCAAGAUCUCAAUUCCUCCGAUUCACCUCAGACUAAUUCGAGAUAAGCACUAUUUAUUUUCCUUGUAAAUCUUGGAAUGCCGCUUUGUGUUUCAACAAUUCGUGAUGAGGAACGUUUGCCCUAGAAAAUUGGGGCUUUAAAUAAUUCAUCCUUUUUUUCAAGUUUUUGAAUUUCUGCUCGCAUUUUAGGUAUGCAUAAUGCACAGAAACUUCGAAAAUAUUUUCAAGUAUUGUUUUUGUGUUUAAUAAAUUUACUUGCAGCUUGAGUCA
Molecule: messenger RNA, 601 nt
Organism: Salvia miltiorrhiza (redroot sage)
Lineage: Eukaryota; Viridiplantae; Streptophyta; Magnoliopsida; Lamiales; Lamiaceae
Exons: 1
Coding region: 121-378 (85 amino acids)
Source: RefSeq, a predicted model, not a curated record